AGAGUAAAAAGAGUGGGUACGUGAGGGGAGGAGGGAUGAGAUGUUUUCAGAGAGCGUGACAGAAAGAGAGAGAGAGAGCAUUCCUGAUACACAUCAACAAACAAGCUUUUGCAGGGACACAGACCGAGAACAGAAAAAAGAAAAAAAAUCUGGUCACAUUUCUCAGGCACCUGAAAACGUGCUGCUUAUUAAAGGACGCGUGUUGCUUAUUGAUGAGUGGGGGAGUGUUUAAACUACUUCCACCCUGGUGAUGUUUCAUGGUGACUACAUGGCAAGCAGCUGAACGCGUUGGGACCUCUGUAAUUUAGAGAACCCUACACAGUGACAUUUUACCAGUCUGGCGUCAUAUGGUGCAGGCUACAGACGGAUAUACAAGAUCGGGAAAUUACACGGAUCAAUAAGAGAUCUGAUUUCCUUUUUUAAAAAAUAUUUACUUUUUCUUCAUCUUCUUCUUUUGCCGGGUUCUCCCGACCCCCAAUGCCCGGUGUACACUCCUUUUGGUCUCAGCUUUGGAAUAGAUUAUAUAUGCCUUUGCAGUUUAUGACUCUUUCACUGUGUCAACGAAGCUCCUGAGUGGCAAGCAGCAGCGUUCAGUCGGACACUAAACGCCUACAACUACAGCUCAGAAGAACAGAACGUACUUUUACUGGGAAACAUGGAAAACAGUCCUGGUGGUGGUGUUAUCUUGUAUGCUGGUUCAUCUGGUAGUGCCAGUCCUAGUCCUGGCAGCCCUUCAAGUGGAUACCAGACCCAGUCACCAUCUUCCCAUUCUCAGCCUUCAUCCCCAGAGGGUUUCUCCUUUCAGGAGAUUGGAGCCCUGAAGCAGAGAAGGGAACAAAGGGGAGGGAACGUUUCCCCAAAAAUGGUUUUUCAGUUUCCUGAAGUAAACAAUGCUCCAGUUGCCCAAAUUACAACAGUAUCAUCAGCCACCUAUAACCACCCCACAGUGGCAAAAAGGCCUUGUGGCUUCACUGGCACAUUCACCAAGACCGGAGGUAUGGUGCUUUUGUGUAAGGUGUGCGGGGACAUUGCAUCUGGCUUCCAUUAUGGCGUGCACGCCUGUGAGGGAUGCAAGGGUUUCUUCAGGCGCAGCAUUCAACAGAAUAUCCACUACAAGAUGUGCGUGAAGAAUGAAAACUGUCUCAUCAUGCGCAUGAACCGGAACCGGUGCCAGCACUGCCGUUUUAAGAAGUGUUUGUCUGUGGGAAUGUCCAGAGAUGCUGUGCGUUUUGGGCGUAUUCCCAAGCGAGAGAAGCAGAGGCUGCUGGAUGAGAUGCAGAGUUAUAUGAACAGUCUCAAUGAAUCUGCUUCUAUGGAGAUGGAGGUGUCACCUCCUCCUGAUGCCCCCUGCAGUCCGCAAAACCAGGCGAAUGAUGGAGCUGGAUCUAUACUGCAGUCCUACCGCAGUGAAGAGAAACCACUCAAGAUGGCUGCUGGCAGCAGGAACCUCAGUCCAGCCUCUUUCCAGAGCGGUGUUGUGAAGGAAACUGCACUGUCAAACGCAUCAGCCCAGCACACAGUUCAAGUGGAGCAAGUCAAUCUGACAACAAGCUACCAUGUCCCCACAAACCUCCCUGUUGCACCCAGCAACAAUGAAAGCUCCACCAACACGAACAUUGACAAUGCCAAAUACGUUUCACCCUCCAGUCAGAAUAAAUGUCCCGUCAGUGGUCACCUGUCUUCUCAGACAUACACAGCCAAUCAGAACAGUUUCUCAGCAAGUGAUUUCCAGAACCAAAAUUCUUGCCCCUGGAAGCUAAACGGAGGAGCCAAAGUACUGGCGUGCCCUCUUAAUUCAUGCCCCGUGGUUCCAGCCAGUCGCUCCAGCCAGGAGGUGUGGGAGUCUUUCUCCCAGUGCUUUACCCCUGCUGUUAAAGAAGUGGUGGAGUUUGCAAAGAGCAUCCCAGGCUUCCAAACCCUUAGCCAGCAUGAUCAGGUCAUGCUGCUCAAAUCUGGCACCUUCCAGGUCCUCAUGGUAAGGUUCUGCUCAUUGUUUGACCCCAAGGACAGGACAGUAACCUUCCUCAAUGGACAGACCUACUCGCUGGCAUCACUGAGAGCUCUUGGUAUGGGCUCCUUAUUAGAUGCCAUGUUUGACUUUAGCGAGAAGCUGGGAUCUUUGGGUCUGGAGCCAGAUGAGAUGGCACUUUUCAUGGCUGUUGUGCUGGUGUCUGCUGAUCGCUCUGGUAUCGUGGAGGUUGGUGCAGUGGAGCAGCUGCAGGAGAAUCUAAUAAAAGCUCUGCGCUCUAUUAUCACAAGUCGCCGGCCAGAUGACAGCACGCUCUUUCCGAAGCUGCUGCUGCGUCUGCCUGACCUACGCACCCUAAACAACCAACACUCAGACAAACUGUUGGCUUUCCGCAUAGACCCUUGAGUUAAAAUUACUCACAAUUUCAUGUGGUAUCCACUUUUGGGCUCUUCUUUGCCCCUAAUGCAAGCCUAGCUUGCUACAUUUAGCACACUUGCCUCUGCAUGAUGGACAGUUGUUUUGGGAGAUGUGCCAAGGAAGAUGCUGUUAGAGUGAGGACUGGGAAAAAUAUCAGUGAAGAACCUCGGCACGUCAGGAGGUAGAGGCAUCUGAAUGUCAGAGUUGCUUCCAGUUGGAUUGCUCAGAAGAAACAGACUGUAUUCUUCCUCCAUUUUUUUUUUUUUUUUUUUUUUUUGAGUCAGUGUCAAACCGACACUGUCUUUCCCUCCUGGAGUUUGUCAGAGACAAAGUUUUUUUUUUUUUUUUGUUCUGAAGACCAAAAAGAAAAAAAGAGCUUCUUGUUCCUCAGCAGAGUUUAUUCUCCUAACCCAGUGUGCAAAGCUAACAAGAACAAAGUGCAUACUCUUAAAACACUCACCCAUACUGUACAUUCUUGCCACAAGUGUAAAGCAUUUUCCAUUCACUGAGAACCUUUUAAAUCUACGUAAGGUAUAAUAUAGCAAUAGCCAUUUCUAACACACAGAAGUGCAGUUUGUGUUUGCCCUCUUGAAAUUAUAUAAGCUAUUUUCACAACAUUUGACCAUGUGGGAAAUCUUUAUUAAUAUCACCCAUUUGUGAUUGAGAUGUUUGAUAUUUUUAAGAAAAGAAACUUAAGUUGAAUUGUAUUUGUAUACGGUAAUCAGGGAGAAAUUAUUGGUCAUUUUAGACCACGUUUGAAUGGUUAUAUGUUAAGGUGUUCUCUUGUAUAUUUUGUACAUAAUCAUUGUUGUUAGUUUUAUCCUUGCUGUAGUUUGCAGAUUCUUAUAUACGUAAAUUGAAUUAUUGUAUGCCAUGACACACAAUAGACUGCUCUACAGACUGCAAAUAGAAAACAGCAUUUGAACCAUGUGCUCUGAGUAUAAACUUAUUUUCAGGAUGUAGAAUUUAAAUAAAUGUAUUGUCAACUAAAAGCAUCAGCUUGUGUAUAUUUUGUAAAUGUUUAUGAUUAUAACAUAGAGUGCCACUAUUAAAUGAUCUUAUAUAUCA
Molecule: messenger RNA, 3454 nt
Organism: Melanotaenia boesemani (Boeseman's rainbowfish)
Lineage: Eukaryota; Metazoa; Chordata; Actinopteri; Atheriniformes; Melanotaeniidae
Product: nuclear receptor subfamily 1 group D member 1-like
Exons: 8
Coding region: 656-2374 (572 amino acids)
Biological process (GO): positive regulation of transcription by RNA polymerase II; cell differentiation; negative regulation of transcription by RNA polymerase II
Molecular function (GO): nuclear receptor activity; zinc ion binding; RNA polymerase II cis-regulatory region sequence-specific DNA binding
Source: RefSeq, a predicted model, not a curated record